AUGCCGAGCACAGUCAAAACUCCAAGGAGUGUCCGAAAGGUAGAGAAGAAGGAAUCCGAAGAACUAAGGGAGGCGAGCCAACGACUUACGAAGAGCGAGAGCAAGAAACCUCGUCAUGCCUCCAAGGCAGACGAUGCUGCUGAUCUCAAGGGGCUACGGCUAGCAGCGAAGAAUGAGGCUAGAAUGAACGGGCACCACAAAGGGCAUGAAGACGCUCAGAUGAACGGGAUUGACCCAAAGAGUAGCAAAGCAAUAGAGAAAGAGAAAGAGAAAGAGACAAAAGAGGACAAGAGAGACAGGAUCAAAGUUCACCUCUCUCGCUUUGUAGAAUACCUGCCUAAGGCAAUUAACGCCAUGGCGUACAACCCCAUCGAGAACAUCCUAGCUGUGGCGAGGAGCAACGGGGACAUUCAGCUGUGGAGGACGACGAUGCCGAGAUGGCACCCCAUCGGAGUUUGCGUGGGAUCGGGAGGCUCGCAGAUCCGGAGCCUGUGCUGGGCAAACAAGGACGAGUCGGCGAUGCGGCUAUUCAGCGCUUCUCUGGAUGGGAGUAUUAUGGAGUGGUCGAUGAAGACCCUGGCUCCGAUCGUAGUCAACGACUCUCAUGGAGGGUCGAUCUGCAACUACUCCAUUCAGUUCAAGGGUUGCUGCAGACUCUCAACGCUUGUCAACAACGCGGGCUCGUACUGGCAAGAGCGGGCGAUGAUCCAGCUGGCAAACAAGCUCCCCAACGAGAGCCCCAUGAUUGCCCGAGUCAUGCAGGUCGAGGCCUACGCUGGACAGACUAUGUCAUUCAAGAUUCAAGCAUUUCAGUUCGAAGUUUUCUCCGCGGGUAUCGACGGUCGUGUGGUCCACUACAGGCGCAUCAUCGAGGCAGCAGACGCAGACGAAACAAGUCCAGCUGUCUUCAGCUGGGUUGUUGCUGGAGCCUCCCGCUUUCACACACACGACAUCCGCUGCCUGUGCCUGGCCGGAUCGUUCUUCGCUCCCUCCUCCAAGGACAUCAACGGCAAGUAUGUCCCCACAGCCGACCCCUCACACCCGCAUGCUCGGGAGGCGGCAAAGCUCGACUACAGCCGGCUGCAUCGAUGCAUUGUGAGCGGAGGGGUGGACACUCAGAUGUGUCUGUACACCUACGAGCACUACGAUCACAACAAGACCGUCAAGCUCGCCCUCGGGAAGGGCAAGACAGCCAACGCCAUCAUGGCAUCCAUCCGCCUUCCUCCUUGGCCAGCCCAGCCGUGUGUGGCAGUGAGCGGGAGGGUGACGGUGAAGGAGGGAGAGAAUGGGAGGAGCGGGGAGGGGGGGCACAAACAUCAAGAAGUGAGGAUGUUGUCAUGGCAGUCAGACGGACUUGACAUGUGGAGAUGGGAGGUGACGUCUCGGGGAUCCGUCGGCUCUGACCGCGAGUGGGUCGAGGAGCCAAAGUAUGCACUCAGAAUCAACACGCUUGCCAACGACAACAUCUCUUGCGCCUCCAUCUCUUCCGACGGCCGCAGGGUGGCAUGUGGACACAACUCUCGAUUGUCGCUCUAUGACGUCAGGACCAUCCAUGGCUCCCUCGACGUUCGGAAGCUGAAGCUCCCCAAGAAAGUUGGGGAGAGAGGAGCGCAGGCUGUUCAAUUCCUCCCCGACUCCACUCGGCUCGUCGUUGUUCAGAGCUCUGGAGAUGUCUGCAUGUUGGACGUGAACACUCUGGAGAUCAUAAGAAAGUUCUCCUCUUCUUCUUCUUCAUCAUCAUCGUGCGAGCAAGCUGGGAUCGUAAAGAUGGCACUUAAUGCCGAGGGGACGUGGAUGGCAACAUGCGAUCUGGGAGGAAGAAUCAAAGUCUGGUCACUAGCUGAGGAGGAGGAGGACGACGACGAGGUGAAGCCCGUUGAGGUUUCGAACCUCUCCGGUGGGGUGACGGCGUUGCGAUUUCUUCCUGAGAACGCAGCUGUAAAGGUGAGGAACGAGGAAGAAGAGAAGGGACGAGAGAGGCAGGAGAGCAGACGAGGACGAGGCGAGGACGAGGACGAGGACGAGGACGAGGACGAGGACGAGGACGAGGACGAGGACGAGGACGAGGACGAGGAGGUGGAGGUGGAGGACAAGGAGCAGCAGCAUUUGGUGGACAUGAAGAAGAAAAUAACGUGCUCGCAGGACUCUCUCGUCAUCGCAACCUCCGACAACAAGGUUUUUCUCUACGAUUUAAAAGAUCAGGCGCUCACCAACAUCAAUGACGGACAUGCGGGAAAGAGAGGGAACUACUUCUCCGGGUACUCUCAUUCUUGCACUGGAAUUACCUUCAAUCCAACCCAACCCAACAGUAUGAUCCUGUGGGGGCACUCCUUCCUGUGCCAUGUGGAUCUCGACAAGCAGCAGCAGCAGCAGCAGCAGCAGCAUGCAGCCGCACAGGAGGAGGCUGCUCCCUCCAAGAACUCACAGAAGUCAAGAAAGCGCAAUAGGUCGGACUACGAGCAUGGGGAUAGAGAAGGAGACUACGGGCACCUCGACAACUUUAAGAUCAUCAGGAAAUACGGACCUCUGCUGUCAGCCGAAUUCCUCAGCGGUCACAAUCUUCUAUUGGUGGAAAGGCCCUGGCUGCAAGUUCUUCCUCGUCUGGGAGGUACCCUAGCAAGGAAGCGAUUCGGAAAGUAG
Messenger RNA from Guillardia theta CCMP2712, 2640 nucleotides. RefSeq lists its product as hypothetical. The coding region runs from base 1 to 2640 and encodes 879 amino acids. The record is from RefSeq and is a predicted model, not a curated record. Gene Ontology annotation, molecular function: RNA binding; protein binding. Gene Ontology annotation, biological process: maturation of SSU-rRNA from tricistronic rRNA transcript (SSU-rRNA, 5.8S rRNA, LSU-rRNA). Gene Ontology annotation, cellular component: 90S preribosome; small-subunit processome; t-UTP complex. Lineage: Eukaryota; Cryptophyceae; Pyrenomonadales; Geminigeraceae. The transcript is spliced from 12 exons.